UAAACAUGUUUGUUGCAGUAUCUCGAGAGCUCCCAGUGGAGACGGAGACCAUCCAGACACAGCUUCACCAGAGCACCAACCAGGAGCAUUACACCUACACCAAUGUGCCCUGGAGGCUGUAUCUCAGAAAGGAGGUGUUUUAUCCCAAAGACAGCUUCAACAAUCCUUUGUUGCUAGAUCUCAUUUUCAAACAGAUAGUGAAUGACACCCUGUCAGAGGCGUGCGUUCGCAUCACCCGGGAUGAAAGGCAGAAAAUGAAAGCCCUUUUCGCAAAACAUGGUGUUGAGCAGAAUAUGGAUCCGGUGGAGGAGCAUGUGAAGAAAACGAUUGUGACAGCAGCCAGGGAGACCUGGGAAAUUUACUUCUCCCGACUCUUUCCUGCCUCGGGCAGUGUAGGAACAGGUGUGCAAGUGUUGUCAGUGUCCCACAGCGGUAUCAAAUUACUGAAGACGGUGAAAAGCAGCGCAUCAGCUCCAGACUAUUUCAGAGUCCUUCGACCAUACACAUACGCAGACAUCCUGUUUGUGACAAUCCCCUCUGAGAACAUGCUGGAGUUCAAUCUGACCAACGAGAAGCUGAUCCUGUUCUCCGCCAAGGCUUUACAAGUCAAACAUCUCAUAGACACCUUCAUCAAUGAGAUCAAAAAGGACUCCGACUACGUCAUCGCAGAGCGUAACUUUGUGACAGACGAUCGAUCGAGGCUCAGUUUCCAUAAAGGUGACAUCAUCAGAUUGCAGGUUAUGGACGGGCUAGAGAAAGGUUACUGCUAUGGCUGUGUGGUGAGGAAGAAGGUUGUGUUUUUGGAAGAGCUUAAAAGGGACACUGAAGACUUUGGUUGGAAGUUUGGAGCCGUGUUUGGCCGCUCCGGGGCAUUCCCCACAGAGUGUGUCCACCCUGUUGCUCCUCCUGAUUUCCUAUCGCUGCCGCUGGACCGAAAGGCAGAGCCUCGAGGCGGAGCUGACCAGUUCGCCGUGUCGUCAGCCAUUGCUGUUGCUGUGGCCUCCACCAUGGCUGCUCAUGAAAUAGAUCAAACGAUUGAGAGAGUUUCACUUGAUGGCUUCCCUGAUGGAGAGCCUGAUGAGAGGGCUCUGCAGGACAGUAAAUAUGAUAUGAUAGAGUUUGCCAAGAAGUACUUCAGGCAGGCACCAAAUGGACACGGAGAUUCCAUGAAGAGCAAAGGCAAAAGGAACGAUUUCAGGGAGCCUACUGACAUGAUUAAGUUCUCCAAGACCCCUCUGACUGAGUCUCUGAUAGAGUUCACAGAUGUAGCUAUGAACCGAGUGGCAGCUGAUCUCUACCUGUGCAUUAUGCGCUUCAUGGGGGAUUCUCCAUCUAGGGGUUCAUCAGAACAGGAAGUGGUCAACAUGUUCCUUAAGCUCAUUGGAGAAUUCACCUUGAUGAGGGAUGAAGCUUACUGCCAGCUCCUCAAACAACUUACUGCCAACACCAGCUCCAAACCCGAUAGUUGCCAACGUGGCUGGAGGCUGCUGUACAUCCUGGCUGCCUACCAUCGCUGCUCUGAAGUCCUCAAACCUUACCUGUUAAAAUACCUGCAGCAGGCUUCUCGCAGUGCAGGAGCACCAUAUCAAGGCAUAGCUAAAGCAUGUGAACAAAAUCUGAAGAAGACGUUUGUGUACGGCGGUCGGAUUGUUCCACCCAGCGGCAUGGAGCUGAAAGCUAUGAUGGCGGGACGCAGUUCAAAACGUCAGCUGUUUCUCUUCCCUGGAGGCAUUGAACGCCACGUGAAAAUCAAAACUUGUACUGUUGCCUUGGAGGUGAUAGAAGAGUUAUGCUAUGAAAUGGGAUUACACACACUAGAAGCCAUUGAAGAAUAUGCCAUAUUUUUAGUCACCAACAGAGGUCAGAAUGUUCGACCUCUGAACAAGAACGAGUACAUCCUGGACGUUGCCACAGAGGCAGAGGCAGUCGACUCAGGCUACAGUCUGUGGUUCCGGCGAGUUGUCUGGACUCAGUCGCUCAGGUUCGAGAAUGAGCUGAGUGUGGCCAUGCAGUAUAACCAGAUCCUUCCAGACUACCAGAAAGGCCUGCUAAAUGUUCUCUCACAUGGAAAAGUGAGCGAUCAACAGUUCCACCAAAUAUCAAAGCUGGCUGCUUUGCAGCAUAGAGCCAAGGACAACAUCUAUACUCCCAGCAUACACGAGCUAUCAGAGUACAUUGCUGCACCUCUCUUCAAAAAGCAGCCCCCACAGCAGUGGGUUACCAUGGCAACGCAGCACAUGCAGCAAGUGCAGCCUCUGAGUCCACAUCAGGCUAGGGCACAGUUUCUCGGCCUGAUCAGUGCGUUCCCCAUGUUUGGUUCCUCAUUCUUCUACAUCCACAGCAGCAGCUCCACCACCUUCUAUGCUCCUUGCAUUCUAGCUGUUAACCCACGUGGUCUCCACUUUCUGCACAAAAACACACAUGAACUGAUGGCAGCCGUCCCCCUUGUGGAGGUGCAGGGCAGUCGCACCCAGAGGCACAGUACUGGAACCAGCUACCCGUAUGUGGACCUAACUGUGGGGGACAUGAACACACAGCGGGUCAUUCAGCUGCAGCUGGAGCAGGGCCUGGAGCUGUGUCGAGUUAUUGCCAUGCAGGUUGAAAAUAUGAUGUCUGUGAGAGAAAAGAGGCUCACUCUGCCACCCAGCGAAAUCACCAUGCUGUGAUGUGUGCACAUGUUUCAUAGUAUGCACAAAUGUUUCUGCACAUGUACACGUAGCUACCUUCGCACUCCUUCAGUGGUUUGUUGUGUAGUUUUCACAGUGACAUGGGAAAUAUCAGGAAGUCAUUCCAGGUUUUACUGGAUUAUUUCUCUGAAGUUACAGAAAAACACAGCUGAGUGAUAGAUUUGGAUCCUCCAUCUUAUUCUUUGUGAGAAUUUAUAGCUUCACUCACUGUUGUGUUUUCAACAGAUAUCUUUGGCAUCUUUAAAUGUUUUAUAGUUAAUCAGUUUUAUGCUUUUAUGUUAUUUGUAUGAUUGGUAAUGAUUUGUAAACAGAAGAGUUGAUAUAUUUUGUAAAACAAAUAUUUUUUCAGAAAAAAAAAUAAAAGCAUGAAUAGAC
Messenger RNA from Poecilia latipinna (sailfin molly), 3062 nucleotides. Its product is annotated as unconventional myosin-XV-like. Gene Ontology annotation, molecular function: protein binding. The record is from RefSeq and is a predicted model, not a curated record. The transcript has 24 exons. Gene Ontology annotation, cellular component: cytoskeleton. The coding region runs from base 6 to 2666 and encodes 886 amino acids. Lineage: Eukaryota; Metazoa; Chordata; Actinopteri; Cyprinodontiformes; Poeciliidae.